CUGUCUUAGAGCUCUUAGGGACAGGUUUGGCCUGGGCUGAAAUUGCGGUGUUGGGCGGGGUGGAGGGUGGGGGCGUCGCUCAUGCUACAAAUAACCGGGUUUUGUGGGAUUGAAUAAAGGGAAGAUUUUGGCAGUCAGAUAUUGCCCAGGUGGUGGGGUGGGGACUGUCCUUUUGGUCAUGUGCCCCCAAGGUUUGGUCUGUUAGGGAGUGAUUGUCUUCUGGCCUAACUACCCCUCUGCUUUUUUGGGGGUGGAGCGAGGUACUGGCGGCUGACUUGGCCAAACAAGCUGGAGUUGGAGUUGGACUGAGUGUGGGGUGACAAUUGUAGGCGAUCUCAGGGUCUCAACUGGGCUGGUCGCCCCUGGGUUCGGGGCUUGGAGAAAGAGGUCGGGCUGGGGCCCACGGGGCAAGUUUUAAAAGAAAGGUUCCAGAACUGUCACUGAUCACAAGAAUCAUGGAUUCCUAUGUUUCUGGUAUGGCCAAGCUUUGGGAUUUUAAGUUCCAUUUAAAUUUUUUAUUUCAGGAAAAUUUUAAACAGCCAGAAGUAGAUAGAACUCCAUAGACCAAAUCUCUGUCUCCCAUAUUCAACACUUGCCACUUCUUGACCAAUCUUGAUUCAUCUCAAAGUGGACAGGAGGAGAAUCCUUACAACCCCCAGAGGUUCACCAUCAUUGCCCUCACUGUUUAAGAGCAUGGUCUCCACAGCCAGAUUUCCUCUAGGCUCCCUCACUUUGUAGCUGUAUCACCUUGAGCAAGUGGCUGACCUUACUGUGCCUCAAUUUUCUUAUCUGUAAAAUGAGGAUAAUACAUUGAGUUGUUGCAAGGAUAGAAUAGGUAAAACUCAUAAAGUGCCUGGAACAGUCUCUAGUAUUAAUAUUUACUAAGAGCUCAAUAUUUGUUACCUUUCAUUAUUAAUAGCAGGCGCAGAGAGGAUCACCUCAUGCUGAGAGUCAACAGCAUGUCAGGACAGCCUGUAUUCCAGCUCUGUUCUCAGGAAGCUGCCCACAGUUCUUUUCUAGUUUUUUUCUGUGACAGAUCCGUUCCUGAUGCCAUUAAGAAAGAGAAAGUGCUACUCUGCUGGAGCUUGAGGAUUUCCAUUGACAUUCCUGAACAUUUUUUGGUUCUUGUUCUGCCUCCUGUGGCCCCUUCCUGCCCAGAGAGGACUGCCUGCUGGGGAAAGGGAGUCUCCCGGGCUCCUGACAGCCAGCUUCAGGCACACAUGGCAUUCAGGGAUGUGGCUGUGGACUUCACCCAGGAGGAGUGGAGGCUGCUGAGCCCUGCUCAGAGGACUCUGUACAGGGAGGUGAUGCUGGAGAACUACAGCAACCUGCUCUCACUGGGAAUUCCAUUUUCUAAACCAAAACUCAUUACCCAGCUGGAGCAAGGAAAAGAGACUUGGAGAGAGGAGAGAAAAUGUCCACCAGCCACUUGUCCAGAACCAAACACAGAACUCCACCUUGGUCCUUUCUUCCCUCCAGAUUUGUCCAGUCAGAAAUUCCCCGUGCAGCGUGUGCUGUGUAGUCAUCCCCCCUGGAUCUUUACAUGCUUGUGUGCAGAAAGUCACGUCCAGCCGGGGGAUCCACGCCCCGGGGACGAAGAGAAGCAGCAACAAGCCUCCGAUAGAACUUCCUGGAGUGAUAAAGCACAAGGUCAAGAGAGGCAAGGUGCCAAGCCUUUGUUUGGAAGGACAAAGAAAAGGACUCUGGGAGUGUUUCCCAGGCCACCCCAAAAGCAGCCAGUCAGCUCUCGGAAUGGCAUCAGAGGGGUGGAGAUAGAGACCACACCAGCCCAGACAGGGAACCCUGAGGAAACGGACAAAUUGUUGAAGAGGAUAGAAGUCUUAGGAUUUGGAACAGUCAACUGUGGAGAGUGUGGGCUGAGCUUCAGCAAGAUGACAAACCUGCUCAGUCACCAGAGGAUACACUCAGGAGAGAAGCCUUACGUGUGUGGGGUGUGUGAGAAGGGCUUCAGUCUAAAGAAGAGCCUCGCCAGACACCAGAAGGCACACUCAGGGGAGAAACCUAUUGUGUGCAGGGAGUGUGGACGAGGUUUUAACCGGAAGUCCACACUCAUCAUACAUGAGAGAACACACUCCGGCGAGAAGCCUUACAUGUGCAGUGAGUGUGGGCGAGGCUUCAGUCAGAAGUCAAACCUCAUCAUACACCAGAGGACACACUCAGGGGAGAAGCCUUACGUGUGCCGGGAGUGUGGCAAAGGCUUUAGUCAGAAGUCAGCUGUCGUUAGACACCAGAGGACACACUUAGAGGAGAAGACCAUCGUGUGCAGUGAUUGUGGCCUGGGCUUCAGCGACAGAUCAAAUCUCAUCUCCCACCAGAGGACACACUCAGGGGAGAAGCCCUACGCCUGCAAGGAGUGUGGGCGAUGCUUUCGGCAGAGGACAACCCUCGUCAACCACCAGAGGACACACUCAAAGGAGAAGCCGUAUGUGUGCGGAGUGUGUGGGCAUAGCUUCAGCCAGAAUUCUACCCUCAUCUCUCACAGGCGGACACAUACCGGGGAGAAGCCAUAUGUGUGUGGGGUGUGUGGGCGGGGCUUCAGUCUAAAGUCACACCUCAACAGGCACCAGAACAUACACUCAGGGGAGAAGCCCAUUGUGUGCAAGGAUUGCGGACGAGGCUUCAGCCAGCAGUCAAAUCUCAUCAGACACCAGAGGACACACUCAGGGGAGAAGCCCAUGGUGUGUGAGGAGUGCGGGCGAGGCUUCAGCCAGAAGUCAAACCUCAUUGCACACCAGAGGACACACUCAGGGGAGAAGCCUUACGUGUGCCGGGAGUGUGGGCGGGGCUUCAGCCACCAGGCAGGCCUCAUCAGGCACAAGAGGAAACACGCAAGGGAGAAGCCCUACAUGUGCAGGCAGUGCGGCCUCGGCUUUAGCAAUAAGUCGGCUUUAAUCACGCAUAAGCGGGUACACGCAGAAGAGAAGUCAUGUGCGUGCAGAGAGUGUGGCCAAGGCUUUAUCCAGAAGGCACUCCUCACCUUACAUCAAAUGACACACAAAGGGGAGAAGCCAUGCCUGUGCAAGACUUAUGGGCAAGGCAUUGGCCAGAAAUCUCACCUCAGUAGACACAGGAAAAUGAAGUCUGGCCACCACAGACAGCCACUCCAGCCUGACCCUGAGGCCUAUUCAGGGCAAUCUUCUGAGCCCUUAUAUUCUCUUUGAAAGUGAAGAUGAUGACAAGGACUAGCAGUCAAAAUUUGUAUCCUUUUAUGAAUUGGAGAAGGAAAUGCAUUCCAUAAGUGGUCAGAGGACAUUUGACUUAGUUUAUUUUCUUCACACUAAGUCUUGUCCAUGUUUUGUGGCCUUUUGUUCUAAUAAACUUAGCUUCCUUACAAAUCUGUAA
Messenger RNA from Microcebus murinus (gray mouse lemur), 3363 nucleotides. NCBI's taxonomy places the organism in Eukaryota, Metazoa, Chordata, Mammalia, Primates, Cheirogaleidae. The record is from RefSeq and is a predicted model, not a curated record.